AUGGCAAUGCUUCCAGCCGAUGAUCAAGAUCAAUACACUCUUGAAACAAGAGACAUUUCGCCGGUGCACUUGCUCACGAAAAUUGAGUCUUUUUCGAGGCUAUGGAAGCAUGAGAUUCAGCCAUUAGAAUCAUCGGAAUUUGAGUCCGGAGACUAUAAAUGGAAAGUGACAAUGAAUCUUGAUGACAGUGGCGACAUUUCUGUAUCCUUGUGUAUGGUAGGAACAAGCUCUCUACCUACAAGCUGGGAGGUUAAUGCCAUUUUCAACUUCUUUCUCUACAAUCACAUCUCAGAUAACUAUCUUUGUUUUCGAGGAAAAGCACGGCGCUUUCAUGCUAUAAAUCCUGAAUGCGGAUUUUCCAAGUUGAUCACUAAGAAAAGUUUGACAGAUGUCUCUAAUGGAUUCCUUUUCAAGGACAAGUGUGUGUUUGGUGCUGAAGUUUUUGUGAUAAAAAAGCAGCCACCACUCGUUCAGACUGUGUGUGUGCAUCAUGUGUCAAAUCCAUAUAAGCACGAAUGGAAGAUUUCAAAAUUCUCCAAACUCGAAGGAAUUUGGAAGUCUGAGGAGUUCUCUACUGGAGGAUACAAAUGGAAUAUUGAGAUGUAUCCUAAUGGAAAUGGAAGAGCAUGCGGCCGUUAUGUCUCCAUCUUUUUGUACUGUGUUGAUUCAGAGAGUUUUGGUUGUGGUAAAAAAGUGAAUGCAAGCUGCCACUUUACAUUCAAAAACAUGCUCAAUGCUAUAAAAGACCACUCUAUGGAAGGGUGGGGAUAUGUUGAAUUUAAAGCAAUUGAUGAAAUGCGGGACAGCAGCAAAGGCUUCGUUGUUGAUGACUGCUGCACUCUGCAAAUACAACUCUCUGUGGUAGCUCUCCAAGAUGAAGCACUUAUCAAAUGA
Molecule: messenger RNA, 894 nt
Organism: Salvia miltiorrhiza (redroot sage)
Lineage: Eukaryota; Viridiplantae; Streptophyta; Magnoliopsida; Lamiales; Lamiaceae
Exons: 6
Coding region: 1-894 (297 amino acids)
Molecular function (GO): protein binding
Source: RefSeq, a predicted model, not a curated record